AUGGUUUUAUCGAAACGAUGGAAUUAUCUUUACACGUUUGUGCCAACACUUGAAUAUGAUCAUAACAGUUAUCCAGAUGGUGAGGACAGGAGCUUCUCACGGUUUGUUUACAGUUCUUUGCUGUUGUCUUUCGUACUUGGUCAAAACACUGGUUCUAUAGAUAUUGGAGUUUGUGUUAGAACCGCUAUUAAACGCCAUGCGCGUCACCUGAAUAUUGAGAUUGAUGAUACUUGUUCUGCUGAAACUAUCAAUCCAGUGAUACUUCCUACUAGCUUGUAUACAGGUUGUACAAUGCUUGUGAUUUUGUGGCUAAUUAAUGUGGUUCUUAUGGAUUCGUCUUCCACGGUUUCCUUCCCAUCCCUCAAAAUUUUGGUCCUUCUAUCAGUGAAGUACCCAAAUAAUGAAUUUGUCCCCAAGAUUUUAGCUGGUUGUCCUGUUCUUGAAAAUUUAUUCGUGGACCGAUGCCAAGAUGCUCCUUGUUUGGAGCUCAUGGGGAUUAAUGUAAAUACGAAAGGAUUUUGUGGUAUUGAGCAUAAUAUGCCUAAGAUUGAUGCGGAUGCAUAUCCUGAAGGAAUAGCAUUUAACCGGCUUGUAGAAUUGACUCUGUGUACAUCUGAACCGGAAUGGUUGAAUCUACUUAUGCGUCUUCUCAAAGAUUCCCCCAAACUAAGAGUCCUCAAACUAGAACAGGCUUUGGUGUCUGGUUUGGGGAUUCUGGGGCUUUGA
This is a messenger RNA of Brassica napus (rape), 726 nucleotides long. RefSeq names its product probable FBD-associated F-box protein At1g32375. NCBI's taxonomy places the organism in Eukaryota, Viridiplantae, Streptophyta, Magnoliopsida, Brassicales, Brassicaceae. The record is from RefSeq and is a predicted model, not a curated record. Bases 1 to 726 code for a protein of 241 amino acids. The transcript is spliced from 4 exons.